AAUUAUUAUUAUUAUUAUACCAAGUCUUCCUUAUUAAUUAUGACACCACCAAGAUCAGAAGGACUUGUAGAAACUGAUACACAAGAACCAAAUCCUCAUCUUCAUAGUAAUGUUCGUCAAGUAGAGUUUGGAGAACAAGAACCCGAUUACUUGCGUAUGAUCUUGACAGCUCGAGUCUAUGACAUUAUCAAGGAAACCCCAUUACAAGAAGCUGUUACUAUCAAUGCUAAAUUAUUAAAAGGUGCUACUGAUUCUCGUAUUUAUCUCAAACGUGAAGACUUACAACCUGUCUUUUCAUUCAAAAUCCGUGGUGCUUAUAACCGAAUUGCUCACCUUACAGAACAAGAAAAGAAGGCUGGUAUUAUUGCUUGUUCUGCUGGGAAUCAUGCUCAAGGAGUAGCCUAUGCUGCCAAACAUUUAGGUAUCAAAGCCAAGAUUGUCAUGCCAGUUCAUUCUCCUGCUAUCAAGUGGAAAAACGUACAACGGUUAGGUGCCGAAGUGAUAUUACAUGGAAAUGAUUUUGAUGAAUCCAAGGUUGAAUGUGCUAGAUUGAUGGAAAAGGAAGGUUUGACAAAUAUUCCUCCUUAUGAUGAUCCUUAUGUCAUUGCUGGACAAGGUACUAUUGGACUUGAAAUUCUUCGACAACAUGAUGUGAAUGAUAUCCAUGCUAUCUAUAUUUGUGUUGGUGGAGGUGGAUUGAUUGCAGGUGUGGCCAGUUAUGUCAAAAGAAUUGCACCUCAUAUUAAGAUCAUAGGAUGUGAAGCAAGUGAUGCCAACGCCAUGACACAAUCGAUGGAAUCUCAUGAACGUGUAGAAUUGAAUGAAGUGGGUCUUUUUGCUGAUGGUGCUGCUGUUAGAUUGGUGGGUGAAGAAACUUUUCGAGUGGCUCAUCAUUUAGUGGAUGAAAUGGUGAAUGUGACCAAUGAUGAAAUCUGUGCUGCCAUUAAGGAUGUAUUUGAAGAAACAAGAUCGAUUUGUGAACCUACUGGAGCGGUAUCGGUGGCGGCUGUCAAGAAAUACCUACAAAGUCAUCCUGGAGAGAAAUCCAAAGGGGCUCAUAUCGCGAUUAUCUCAGGGGCCAAUGUCAACUUCGAUCGAUUACGAUUUAUCAGUGAUCGUGCAGAAAUAGGUGAACAAUCGGAAGCCUUUUGCAAUGUUUUGAUUCCUGAAAGACCUGGUAGUUUCCAUAAGAUGAUUGAACAAGUCCUUCCUAGAAACAUCACAGAAUUCUCCUAUCGAUACUCUUCUCCCGACAAGGCACGUAUCUAUAUCAGUUUCAAAGUCAAUGAUUUGGCAUCGGAAGUACAAGAAGUGUUGGCGAAAUGGAAAUCUCAUGGAAUGGAAGGUUGGGAUGUCAGCCAUAAUGAAUUGGCUAAAACACAUGCAAGAUUUAUGAUUGGUGGAAAACAUAAAGUAGAAAAUGAACGCGUCUUCCGAUUUGUAUUUCCUGAACGUCCCGGUGCCUUGAUGAAAUUCUUAUCUGGUUUACACAUAUCUUGGAAUGUCUCCCUUUUCCAUUACCGUCAUCACGGGGAUUACAUGGGCAAGGUCUUUGUUGGAAUGCAAGUGCCACCGGAAGAUAAUGACUUUUUGAAUGAAUACCUGGAUAGUUUAGGAUAUACUUUUAUAGAAGAAACUGAUAAUGUAGUAUAUAAAACUUUUUUACGAUAUGAUUGAAUAAAAACAUAGACUUCUUUUUUUCUUGUA
Halteromyces radiatus is the source of this 1707-nucleotide messenger RNA. RefSeq names its product mitochondrial threonine dehydratase. Gene Ontology annotation, molecular function: threonine deaminase activity; pyridoxal phosphate binding. The transcript has 6 exons. The record is from RefSeq and is a predicted model, not a curated record. Bases 40 to 1677 code for a protein of 545 amino acids. Gene Ontology annotation, biological process: L-threonine catabolic process. NCBI's taxonomy places the organism in Eukaryota, Fungi, Mucoromycota, Mucoromycetes, Mucorales, Cunninghamellaceae.